This is a messenger RNA of Vollenhovia emeryi, 948 nucleotides long. Its product is annotated as golgin subfamily A member 6-like protein 1. The record is from RefSeq and is a predicted model, not a curated record. NCBI's taxonomy places the organism in Eukaryota, Metazoa, Arthropoda, Insecta, Hymenoptera, Formicidae. The transcript has a single exon. Gene Ontology annotation, molecular function: catalytic activity. The annotation marks the transcript as partial.
AUGAUUUUAGGGGUAAGGAAGGAAGUAGCGGUAAGGGAGACAGAAGGGGAAGAAGAAAUAGAGGGAGUGAUAGUGGGGAGGAUAAGGGGCGAUAAGAAGAUAAUUAGAGUGGUAGGAGUAUAUGUAAAUGGAGAUAUGGAGAGAAAGCUGGAUAAGUUAGAGAAUUGGAUGGUACAAAAAGAAGAAGGAAUUGGAACAAUAAUUGGAGGGGAUUUUAAUGCAAGGACGGGGGAGGAAGGAGGAAAGGAGAGCAUUGAGGGGACGGAUGGGUGGGAGUUUAGGAGAAGAUCAAGGGAUAAGAAGUUGAAUAAGGAAGGAAGGAGGCUGACCCAAUUUAUCAAGGAAAGAGGAUGGUUUAUUCUAAACGGAGGAAUAAGAGGAGACAAUGAAGGGAACUGGACAUACACAGGAGGAAGAGGAGAGUCAGUGAUUGAUUACGUUAUGGUAGAGGAAGAUAUAGAAGAGGAGAUAGAGAGAAUGGAAGUAGUAAAUAGAAUAGAAUCAGACCAUCACCCGGUGGUGGUAUGGCUAAAAGGAGAUAGGAGAGGGCGGAAAGGAGGAAGGAGAGAAAGAGGAAGAGAAGUAAGAGGAGUAUGGGAUGAGGAGGGAAGAGAAGAUUUCAAGAAUAAGCUAGGAGAAAUAGGAAUAGGAGAGAGAAGGGUGGAUGAAGAAAUAGAGGAAGCAGAGGAGAAAAUAAGAGAUGCAUUAAAGAAGGUAGAAAAGGAAAGAGGGGCAGGAGGAAGGGAAAGGAAAGGAUGGUGGGACGAAGAAUGUAGGAGCAUGAAGAGAGAGACAAGGAGAGUGUUAAAAAGAUGGUGGAAGGGAGUAGAAGAAAAACGGAAUUAUAGAGAAAAAAGAAAGGAGUACAUGAGGCUUUGUGAACAAAAAAAAGAGGAAGAGAACAAGAGGGUGGAAAAGGAGGCGGAAGAGGCGCGGACAGAGGAGCAA